GCCCGCCUAAUCGUAUCGAAUUUUCUCUCUAUGUUCAAUAUUUACAAUCUUUCUUUUCUAGGGAUUUCAUCGUUGGGGAUUUUGAAAGCUUUUAACGAAAAUUUUCGUUCUUGUAAUUAAAUUUAUUAAUGUAUACGAGUGUAAUGUAUAAUUUGCAGUUUUAUUUAUUUCAUAACAAUUCCCAAGUACCUUAUAUUUAUUAAAUAAGAGUCCUGUUCAUUGUGGUAAAGUAUGUUUCGUACAAAAAAAGAUGUUGAGCGGCAUGUAUUAGAUGUCUUGAGCAAAAUAAACAGUGAAAACGAGAAAAAUUUAAGAGGAUAUACUUUUGCAAGACUUUUCUUUCAAGUAAAAGAUUAUGAAGCUGCUAGAAAGUAUUUGUCUGGUUUUCUUAGUGUAAGAGACCAUCAUGCUCCUGCUCAUAAAUUGAUGGCUCAAAUAUAUGAAGCUACUAAUAGUCCAGAAAAUGCCCUACAAUCUUAUAAGCGCUCAUUGGAAAUAGAUUCCCAUCAGAGUGAUAUAGUUCUCAAAAUUUGUGAACUGUAUUGUCUGCUUCCUGUUGAUCAUGAAACUGCUAAAUAUUGGGCUGACAGAGCUGAACAAAUAUAUCCUCACAAUGAAAUAGUUUUCAAGCUUCGGGAAUGCUUAGUAUCAGCAGAAGGAGAUCCAGACCAUCAAGAGCUUGAAAAUUUAAUCGCUACUGAACUUCAAGCACAACCAAAAAAUAUUGAUUUAAGAAUUAAGUUAUUGAGGCUUUAUUUGGAUACUGAACGUGUAAAAGAAGCAUAUGAACAUGCAACCUUAAUUGAGAGUAAAAUGUUGUUUCCAUCCAGUUGUGAUUGGUACUAUAUGCUGUCAGAAAUAUAUGAAGCUUAUCAAGAAGAAUGCCAGCAGGACUUGGAUUCACAAUUUUUCAUCAAUUAUUUAACUGCAUUAGAUAGAUUAAUAUCUCUUAACUUAUCAGAAGUUCGUUCUCGAGAAAACUCUAGAAAAGGCAGUUUGAAUGAUGCCGCUGAGUUUUUAUUCACAUUUGAUAACUGUCUCAAGAAAGCUGUCGAGCAAAAGAUCAAUGAAGGAUCAUGGACUUACUUUAUGCAUCAUAUGAAAGGUCAAUUGUUCUUCUACAUGACAACCAUAUUGUUGAAAAAAGCUAAAAUGGAUCAAGGGAAUCGAAAAGAAGCUUUACGUUUUAGUCAUGGAUUAGCUCUGAUAUGCUAUGGGAUUAGAUCCACCAAUCCAUUAGAAGAAUUGUGGUUUUCACAACUGACAGAAAACCAAAAGGUAUUCACAAACUUUUUCCAGCAAGGAUCUAUCAGGACAAGUUUCAUUGGACAUGUCAUCCAAAGUAUGUGCAAAGAAGAUAAGAGCAAAUGGUUACAAAAGAUUAAGUCUGAUGUUUGCAUUUCCCAGGUGAAAGAAAGGAUAUACAGUCGUAUCUUUAGUUCUGUAAAGACUAAAAAGAAUUUAUCAGCAUCUUAUUUUAUUGACAAUUCCUCUUUUGAAAGCAGCAGUUUAGAAUUUCCUAGUCAGAGUUCUUUAAAUGAUUAUGAUAAAGCUGCUUAUAAACUUUGUGCAAGCUCCUUACAUCACUUAGUAUGGCUUCAACUUCAAGGAGAAACCAAGUGUAUGCAAAAUUGUCCCCUGACUGAGAUAUUUAAAGGCCUUCAAUACAGUAAUAAAAAUCUUUCAAAAGGAAGUUGCGAGAGUCUGUGCAUCCUUGAUCUUGAAGCUUAUCUUUAUGCAACAGUUUAUCAAGCUAAAGCAGGAAUAGAGAAGAAAAAAGCCACGAUUAAUAACUGGAAUCAAGAUUUAUCUGUGUUUUGUCCUCCAGAUAUAGCUGACCCAAUAUGCACUGAGCUUCAAGGAGAAUGGUGGCGAAUUGCUUAUGGAUUGCAUACUUGUUCAAUUAAAGAGAAAUUAGGUGAAUCAAGGCGAGUCUUACAACAAGGAUUAGAAGUUAUUAGAGGAGUUGGUAAUCAUGGCUUGGAAGUUCAGCUUGUUGUACAUUUAGCUCAGUCAUUUGCUAGUAGAGCUGAAAUUUUGUUAAAAGACUAUGAAAAUUCUAACACAGAAAAGAAGAUAUUGCCAGAUAAUAUUUCUGCCUUGCAACUGAGAGCUACUCACUAUUGGAGUAUCGCCAUAGGCAUGCUUGAAAAGCUAUUGUCUGGUGGAAUUGUUAAGCCUCCUAAGGAACCCAUGUUUAUUGGCUAUGAUAACAUUUUAUCGAAAGUAGAAAUGAGGAAUUUAUUAGAAGAUGGCAAAUUAUAUAUGGCUGUGCAGUUCAUGGAAGCUGAUAAACUCAAUGAAGCUGCAGAAAUUUUAUCCAAAUUGUCCUCACCCUAUGGUUCAUUUUAUCUAGCACUGACUUUGAAAAAGUUUGCUUCCCAAGAAGACAAGUUUUCCAAUGCCAGAAACAUGUUCCUAUCUAAAGCGCAAAGAGCUAUUUAUGACACAAUGGAUCGAAUAAAAGAUAAUAACAACCACCCUUUGAAUAGUGAAAUCCAUAUUGUUUUGGAAGACAUAGAAAAUGAACUUGGUACUGGACACUCUAUAAGUAAUGGUACUUCUGAUGAUCCUGAUGAAUUGGAUGCAUGUGAUGCUGGUACUACUAUAAGCAGUUCUUUUUAUGCCACCCCAAAUAGUUUUAUUAUGAAUAAGCAAAGCACUCCUAAACCUUCAUCUAAAUUUAUGUCCAGCAGCUCUAAACUGGCUUAUACUAAUAGUGAUUGUCAAACGCACUCUAAACCAAGUCCUGAAAGAUUAGAUGCUCAAAUUAGGGCUUUAGCUUUGAAUCAAGAUACUGUUAUUAAAUCAGUUAUGGAGCAAAGUAAAUCAUUGCUUGAAACAAACAAGUCAAUACUUGAAGCUUUGCAAAAGAAUAAUGAAGUUCUAUCUGAUUUAAAGAAACAAUUUGAAGAAUUGAAAUUAUCUGAUAUUAGAACUCAUCCUAAGACUGCAGCAAAAAAUCCGAGUUAUUUGAAAGGUCAAGGUGAUAAUGAAUUUGAAAAUUUUGAUACUAAUGCCCUUCUUGAGUAUUAUGAGGAGAACAAUGAGGAAUAUAGAAUGCAAGAUUACAAUUACAAUCCACAAUCUCGUAUGGUCCCAGAAGCAACUGCUCCAUUGAACUAUGUAGUACCACCGUCUUUACCUCCUGGUCCACCUCCUUCUUUAGCUCAUUACAAUUACCAAUAUCCUCCCCAUGCAAUGCUGCCACCUGCUGCUAUACCUGAAAGAUCUCAGUUUUAUCCACCACCUGGUCAAAGUUUACCCUUCAGUGAAGGUCAGCAACUCCCACAAUUUCAUUUUCAUGUCUCAUCUGCCAUGGUUAAACCCCCUGCUCCUAUUUUAAGCAAUGUAACAAACAUUCCUCACCCAGCUACAUUACCACCAGCUGCAAUUAAUCUUCCACAACCUUCAUCACUUGUACAAACUUCUAGAUCAACUAUUCCAUCAAGUCCUUGGACUAAGCCAGUCGGGGUGGCACCCCACCAAUUUCAAAUUCCUCUUCCUCCUGCAGGUCCAUUUGGAACUGCUUCUCAUCUAAUUCAACAAUCCACAUCACCAAUCUCUAGCUCUGCUGUAACAUCCCAACCAACUUUAAGGAAUCUGCUUUCCACUACAACCUCUGGAAGCUCUCCAUUAAGCAAUUAUAUUCUAUCUUCUGCUACCAAUACCACAAUCACUUCGAAUUUAUUUAGCAGUGUUGCAAAGUCACCCGAACAGGUGAAAUCGGAACGCUCCAGAUGUGAUAGUGAAAAUGCUGGCAGUGAGGUUGAUGGACAUGAUAUUGAAAGAGAAGUUAUGGGUGAUUUCAAACCUUUAAUUCCUCUGCCUGAUGAGGUAGUUGUAGAAACGGGAGAAGAAAAUGAAGUGGUGCUGUUUGAAGAUCGAGCUAAAUUGUACAGGUUUGUUGAUCAAGAAUGGAAAGAACGAGGUGUAGGAAUAAUAAAACUUUUGCAUCAUGAAGAAAGCCAAAGAGUUCGACUUUUAAUGAGAAGAGAUCAGGUAUUAAAAGUUUGUGCUAACCAUUAUAUUCUUCCUGACAUGGAAAUUAAACCUUUGAAAACGUCUGAUCGUGCUUGGACAUGGGUUGCUCAAGAUUUUGCUGAUGAAGAACUUAAACCGGAACAGUUUUGUAUCCGAUUUAAAACAUCAGAGCUCGCCUUAGCAUAUAAAGAAGCUUUUGAGAAAGCAAUUAGAUUGGUAAAAAAUAGUAGUGCAAAGAUUAUAACUAGUCCAAAUAAUCCUUCAACUAGCAGUUCUCCUGGAUCUAAACCAUUUGCUAGUAAAUUUUCCCACAAAUCUGGAUCAUGGUCAUGUCCAACCUGUUAUAUUAGUAAUUCUGCUGACAUGCAAUACUGUGAAGCUUGCGAGACCAAAAAACCUACUUUCACUAAUGUAAUCACUUCACCAGUUGUGUCUCUUCCUUCUUCUGGAAUACCAGUUACGUCCGUAAAAAGUUCCAGCUCUACCCAAUUUACAUUUGGCUCUUCAGCGUCUGUAAAUAAGACUGCAGAAACUGAAAAUCCUCCAAAAAGUGUAUUUGGUGGUUUCACUUUUUCCUCUUCUCCAACUAUUCAUGAAGUAAAUGAUCCAGAUCCUAAAGAAAGAGAAAUAUUAGUUGUUUCGACAAAAUCUAAAGAUGGACCUCAAGUUACGAAAGUGAGUAAUGCUAAAUCCAGUCCCUUCUCUGGUUUCUCGUUUACUUCGCCCCCUCCUGCAGUUUUAAAGCCUUCGGAUAGUUCUAGUGAGAAAUUGUCUGACGUUGAAACUAAAACUGCUUCAAAUGCACCUUUUAAGGGUUUUGGUUUUCCUUUGUCUAAUACUCAGCCAGCAAUCACAAAAAUUGAUCAAGUUUCCAACUUCUCAUUCAAAAUGACUGAUAUAAAUACCAAUGUAUCUAAUACACCAUUUACAAAUCAACAGCCUGAUUUCUCAUUUAAAUUGCAAGCCUCUUGGACACCAACAGUGAAUGCACAAUCGCAAAAGCCUUCUGAUUCUGUUUCAAGUCUUUCUAAGCUUCAAUCAAUGGUGCAAAAUGUAGCUCCAACAUUUGUGUUUAAUCCUAAUGAUGCUCCGGUCAGUAGUUCAGCCUCAUCUUUUACACACCCUACUGAUAAAGGGAGCUCUCAGUCUUUCUCUCCUAUAGUUUCAAAUUUAAGCACUUCUACAAAAAGCAAUGAUGGUGCACCAGAAGAGUUUGUGCCAACAGCUGAAUUUAAACCUGUUGUGCCUUUGCCUGCUCUUGUUGAACUUAAAACUGGCGAAGAAGGAGAAGAAGUAAAAUUUUGUGAAAGAGCAAAACUUUUUAGGUAUGACUUGCAAACAAAGGAAUGGAAAGAACGAGGAACUGGUGAAUUAAAAAUUUUGUGUAUAAAAGACAGUCAAAAGUAUAGAAUUUUAAUGCGUAGAGAUCAAGUUUUAAAAAUUUGUGCUAAUCACUACAUUCUUCCAGAAAUGAAACUUGAACCUCUGCCUAAAAAUGACAAAGCAUGGGUUUGGUUUGCUCAAGAUUAUUCGGAGGGUGAUUUGAGCCAAGAAAAAUUAGCUGCAAGAUUCAAAUCUGUUGACAUUGCAAAGCAAUUUUUCAAUGUGUUUGAGAAAUGUCAAAAUGAAUCCAAAGAUUUAUGCAUAGGAAACAGAGAUGCUUUUGAUAAACUUUUUGAGCCAUCACCAGAUUCAUGGCAGUGUUCUAAGUGCCACAAAAAUAACUCAAAUCAGUCAUCUUGUAUCUAUUGUAAAACUCCAUAUAAAAAUGCUAUUUCAGUUGCUGAAACCCAAAAGCCUGAUAACCAAAAAUCUUUAUCUGAACUCUUUAAACCUGCUGCUGGCUCUUGGGAAUGCUCUCAAUGUUACGUAAGAAAUCAAUCAACAGACUUAAUGUGCAAGUCAUGUGAAUCUGCUAAGCCUGGCAUAUCUUGCACAAAAAUCGGAACUGAUGAAUCAGAAAAAAACAAUAAACCUUUAUCAGAAUUGUUUAAACCACCUCCAGGAUCAUGGGUUUGUCAAACAUGUAUGAUAAGGAAUACAUCUGAUAAAAAUUUAUGUCAAUCUUGUGAGACACCUAAGCCUGGAUCUGUUGAUUCUUCUGAAAAAAUGCCUAAUUCACAAUCAAAAUUUCAAUUUAGUUCUCCAAGUUCUGCUUUUUCAUUUGGCUUACCAGCUUCAGGAAAUGGUUUUUUAUUUGGUAGUAAACCUGCUAUUCAGCCAUCUACAUUUACUUUUGGACAAUCUGCACUUACUAAAACUGAUCAGGUUACUGGCUUUAAGCCUACUCUUCCGGUAACUUCUUCUCCGGCUGUGUUUGGAGGAGCAACUCAAAAACCAUCUGCAAAUAUCUCCCUACCACCUGUUUCUGCAGCUCCUACAUAUGUGUUUGGAUCAUCUGCAACAACAAACUUUUCUUUUGGUUCUCUUGCAUCCCAGAAACCUGAACCAUCUGAUCCAGAAUCUGUAGAAUUUCGUUUCGGCAGUCCUCAAAAGUAUGAGUUCAACUUUAGUGGUGUGAGGCCUCGUAGUCCUACCAAGACACCCAAAUCUCCGCGCUCGCCUGCUGCUCCAUCUGAUGUUGAUGAGGAUGAUGAAGUUGUAGCCUCUGAUGCUGAUAACAUUUACUUCUCGCCUGUGAUUCCACUACCUCCUAAAGUUGAAGUUAAAACAGGAGAAGAAAGUGAAAAUGCCUUAUUCACUCAAAGAGCAAAGCUCUAUCGAUUUUGUGAUGGAGAAUGGAAAGAACGAGGUCUUGGUGAUGUAAAAAUAUUGUUGGAUGAUAAGACCAAAAAAACACGUUUAUUGAUGCGCAGAGAGCAGGUUUUGAAAGUUUGCUUAAAUCAUUCCUUGACAAAAGAUAUUAAAUUUGAUUGGCGUGGUGAUAAAUCUCUUACAUGGGCAGCAACAGACUUUUCUGAAAAUGAAGCUACACCAGAACUGUUUGCCAUUAGAUUCAAAACUGCAGAGCUAGCUCAGGAAUUUAAACAAUCUAUUGACAAUGCUCCUUCUUUAGUUGAAGACCAGAAGCCUAAUAGUUCAUCUGAUGCAUUAAAGAGUUUCUCAUUCAAAGUUGAAACGACUCCAAAAAAAAGUAGACUCCAAUUUCACUCCAGGAUCUCUUUCAGCUCGUUUUGGAGCUUUAGCACAGGAAGAAGCUAAAGAAACCUCAAAUAAUUCGCCUUUCUCUUUUUCAUUUAAAGAAAAGCCUGAUAAUAGCUUUUUUGGUCAGACGUCUUUUGGUGGCACUGAUUCUAAACCUGUUUUUGGAACAGGUGUGAAGUUUGGAUUUGGUUUUAAUGCUCAAACUGCACAGCCUGAAGAUAAUGAUGUUCAAAUAGUGUUUGAAGCUCUUCCAAGUCCAGAAAAAAUAGCCCUAGCUGAAAAAUUAAUGUUGCCUAAAACAUUUUAUUUAUAUGAAAAUAAAGAACCUUGUACUGGCUGUGUGGGAUGCACUGAUACCAUUAAGCCAUGCAGAGGAGAAAUCGAAGAGCAGGAAGAAAAAACA
This is a messenger RNA of Parasteatoda tepidariorum (common house spider), 7492 nucleotides long. Lineage: Eukaryota; Metazoa; Arthropoda; Arachnida; Araneae; Theridiidae. The record is from RefSeq and is a predicted model, not a curated record.